Ciona intestinalis (vase tunicate) is the source of this 2393-nucleotide messenger RNA. The record is from RefSeq and is a predicted model, not a curated record. Lineage: Eukaryota; Metazoa; Chordata; Ascidiacea; Phlebobranchia; Cionidae.
AUCAAUCUUAUCAUUGCUAUUUUGUCUAUUUCUGCAGACUCAGCAAGUUUUAUCUUUUACAACACGCUGAAAAUGCGCUAGCACUUAUUGAAUGGUUGGUGCAACGCAUGCAUGUGCAUUGAUCACAAAAGUUGCAAUUAAUGCUAUGGAAUCUAACGGUACCAGUGCGGUGUCUGAUUUGUCCCAUGAUACGAAACAGGCUGGUGUGAACAGCUACGUUGAACAAUGGAACGAUUAUUUUGAGGGGCAUGAAAAUUUGAUUGAAUAUUUGAAAUACAAAACGUACUCUCACAGUUUGAGACGAUGCCAUUUUCGAAGUGUGUGUUGGAGGAUUUUCUUGCAUUGUUUACCUCACAAUACAAGUGAAUGGCCAGCAGCAUUGGUAAAGUCCCGUGCAGAGUAUGAUGUCAUAAAAGAGAGAAAUAUUACGAUUCCGAAUUCCGAGAAACAACCCUCCAAUAUUGAAGUGGAAAAUCCUUUAUCACAAAACGAUGACAGCACCUGGCUUCAAUAUUUUCGAGACAAAGAACUUCGAAACGAUAUUGAACGAGACGUAAGACGAACUUUCCCAGAAAUGGAUUACUUCAGUAAAGAGGACGUACGCCACGCAAUGGAAAAUAUUUUAUUUUGCUACGCACGCGAGCAUACUAACUUGUCGUACAGACAAGGAAUGCAUGAGCUUCUCGCUCCUAUUCUGUUUGUUCUUCAUUGUGACCUACAAGGUGCUUUCCAUACCCAAGAAAUGGGGGAACUCCCGCCGAUUAUUCAAACUGUUUUCCAACAAAAGUAUUUGGAAAAUGAUGCUUACACAAUGUUCUGCCAACUAAUGAGAUCAACUAAUCCGUGGUAUUCAAUCAACGAAAUUGAACCGGAGUUGCCACUAGAGUGUGCUAAGAACAAUGACCCCAUACCUACAGUACCCUUCCAACCUUCUGAGGAGAAUAAUGCGGGACCACCUUUAGAAAUAACAAACAAAUUGAAUCGAAUCCAUAACGAUCUGCUUGCUACGUACGAUCAUGAACUGUAUUAUCAUAUCAGCAGAUUGGAGAUUAUUCCUCAAGUUUAUGGACUGCGUUGGGUACGAUUAUUAUUUGGACGAGAAUUUGACCUUCAAGAUUUGCUUGUGUUGUGGGACACCAUGUUUGCUGAUAGUUCUGCUUUAGAUCUGGUCGAUUAUAUUUUCGUGGCAUUAAUGGUUAACAUAAGAGAACAGUUGUUAGCUGCUGACUACUGCACAUGCAUGAGGAUAUUAAUGAAAUAUCCUCCAAUUGAAGAUAUUUUUGACAUCGUGCAUCUUGCUAUUUAUUAUAGAGACCCUAAGAACAAUCGUCGUCCAUCUCACAGUCGAUUCAAGUUCGAACCACGUCAAACCGAGAAACAACCAGUAAAAAAGACCAAAAGUUCCAAUGGGAUUUUUUCGGGGCUCAAAAUUGACAAUCUCUUUUCCAACUUUGGAAAUGAAUUUAAACGAGCUGUAUCUACUCCUAAAGCAGCAAAAAAACCAACGUAUCAAGAAUUCAACACACCAGUAGAUCGACCAAAAUCUCGAUCAACGUCGUUUGAAAAACCUCCUUCAACUAAUGACGAGUUAGAAGACAUGCGUGAGAUACAUCAAGAUUUGCAACAGAAAUGUUUGUUUUGCGCCGAUAAGUUAGAAGCGAAUAUUCGAUUGUUACAGCAUCACCUAGUGGAUAAAAGUUCCAAUGAGGGUUCAGUUAAAGAAGAGAAUGGACAUUGUGGUGUCACGAAGAAAAAGGAAGAAGUGUUUUUAGCGCUGGCGAGUUUAAAACAAGUUCGUGAUAUUCUCCGCGGCUCAUUAAAUCUCAACCAAUCAGCAAACAGCAAGGAGAUCACAAACAUAGAAAACUUAAAAUCUCGUCUCGAGGACCUUCCCCUGCCUCCACUUGAAAGUCCGAAAAAUCUAAACAACGAGGGUGACUUACCCACCGAAGCAACCCUUCAAUAAGGUUUCAAAAACUUUACCACUGAUGAUACAAAUGGAUUAAGUAAGUCGCAAAAAUUUCACUUUUUAACAAAAAUUAUUAAAAAGUUUCGGCCCAUUGUGUAAAACGUAAAAUCUAAUUCAUGCAUUUUUAAAAAUAAAUUGGUUCGUCUCAAAUAGGUCUAAAAAUUACCGUAUUUUGUGACUAAAUUUAAAAGCUUGAGAAUUCAUAAAUUGUUUGUAUGCUAUGUCAACUUUCAUAAUAGAAUCAUACCUGCACCACGUUUUUUGUCAUACCAGUUUAUAUUCAAAAUCCUUAUAAAUCCCUUCAAUUUAAAUUCAAGCUUAACUUUGUCAUAAAACUCACUCCUAGUCAAAUGUUUUCUGUUUAAAUUUUUUUUUUUUUUUUUUUUUAAGUUUUCGGCAAUACAACCCAGUUUUUAGAAUAUUU